Platichthys flesus (European flounder) is the source of this 3723-nucleotide messenger RNA. It is a transcript of the gene gpat2, whose product is annotated as glycerol-3-phosphate acyltransferase 2, mitochondrial. The record is from RefSeq and is a predicted model, not a curated record. The transcript is spliced from 25 exons. Gene Ontology annotation, cellular component: mitochondrial membrane. Lineage: Eukaryota; Metazoa; Chordata; Actinopteri; Pleuronectiformes; Pleuronectidae. The coding region runs from base 301 to 2700 and encodes 799 amino acids.
CUUGGUUUGGGACGUUUCGGAGAGGAGUUGGUUAGCAGCUUAAACUUUCACUUUAAGAAGAAGCUGUAUUUUAUCCUGGAGGAAAGAGGAGUUCCUGAGGACAUUGGAGGCGAACUGUGAUGGGGCUGAAUGUGUAGACACCAGUGGCCUUCAUCAGACAAACCCUGCUGCUGCUUCAGAAAAAGGUGUGUGAAAGCGUCACAUCAGGGGAAUUUGUGAUCACUCUGAGAGACACAACCUUGGGCAAGAGACCUGACCAGCAGAUUGAAGGUCUGUGGGUGAAACUGCAGGAGGCUCACCAUGGUGCAGGAGAAGAAUGACGGGAUAGACAAAGGCAUGGUCCCUCUAUCAAAUCAACAUAAUAGACCUGCAUUGUCAUGGGAUUUGAAGAUCAAGAAAAGGCGGAUCACUGUGCCUCCAUGUCUUGGCAAGUACAGACCAGUUGUGGGCCAGUGUUGCCACCAGUGCACCCCGGACAGCCUGCGUAAGAGGUUUGGACAAAACUCUUUGCUUGGCUUCCACAACAUUCUAGAUGUCAACGAGACACAAACCAGGUAUCGAGGCUGGCUGGUGCGGAGGGUGUGCUGUGCAUUGUUUGUGAGGGGGUGCAAGGUUUACGCGAGUCCAGCUACAAACAGACUGGAGCGAGUGCGUCAGAGCAACAGGGUUAAGGAUGUGUUAGCAGCAGAGCAUAAAGCACCUGAGGGGCAAGACAGCCAAGGGCAGCUCAAGCUCCUCUCACCAUUCCUCCCCACCAUCAAAACCUGCAUCUCCCCUGGCCUCUUACGAUUCGUGGGCUGGGUGAUGCUGAAGAUGUUUUCUUCCUUAUUUGACAGCAUUCAAGUUAACCUCAACCAUCUGCCCGAUUUGCACAGAGUCUCGCAAGAGGGAUCUCUGCUGGUUUAUGUUUACGUGCGUCAGAGCGUCGUGGACUGUGCCCUCAUCCCUCUGGUGCUCUUCUGCCACAACAUGAGAGUCCCAUACACUGUUUGUCCUCUUCAGGUUCACAGCUCGCCCCUCAGAUCAAUCCUGCAGAAAGUGGGCGUGGUCCUCCUUCCACCGUCUGCAUCGACUGAGCAGGAAGCUGAGGCAGACAGACUGUACUCACCUGUCAUGACCUCUCUGGUACGUGAGCUGCUACAUGAGGGCCAGGCGAUUAGUGUUGGUGUGUCAUCGGAGUCUGGCCAAGGUGGCCAGUGGCUGGCUCGCCUCAGACAGCUCAUCAAAGAAGGACAUGUCCCUGAUGUCUGUCUGGUCCCUGUGGGCAUCUCCUACGACUGUCUGCCAAAAACUAACAUACAGGUUGGCCUAUGCACUGUGUUUCAGUGGCUCUUGUCUUUUUUUUGGAGGAGGCCAGAAGGAUGUGUGAGGAUCCACCUCUCGCAGCCCUUUUCUCUCAAGGAGAUGUGCGAUUCAGGGAGGUGCAGGGUAGAUGAAUGGCUCCCUCUACAGGACCUGUUGCUGCCUGUGAUCCUCAACAACAGAUCUAACACUGUGUUUGGGUGGAGGAGGAUGUUGUGGCUCCUGACCUCUUCUCAUUAUGCAUCUGAGCUUGAUGAGCUUACUCCUACAGAGAGAGACCUCAGCAUCGCCAUCAUCCUUCACCUCAUCUUCUCCGCAACUUCCUGCAAGGCUGUGAUGUCCACCAGUCUGGUGUCCAGUCUUUUGUUGUACAAACACCACAAGGGUGUUAGUGCAUCUGUCCUGUGUCGUGAUGUGGCCUGGCUCACCGAGGAGCUAUUGUUCAGGAACAAAGACGUCGGCUUUGGGGGGAGUUUACCGGAGGUUGUCCACUAUUCCCUCUCUCUGCUUGCCCCGCACCUCGUCAUAGGUGCAGUGCCAUCUAGGAAAGACCCCUUUAUUGUUCCCCGUCCCUCUCUCGCUGCCUCACUUCACCUCGCCCUCCAGGCUCAGAUGGUCACACACACCUUUAUAUCAGAAGCUGUUGGUGCAUGCGCGGUAUCCGCCAUGCUGUGCGAGGUGGCCGUCAGUGGCGUCGGCAGCGGGGGGAGGAACGACGGCGUGGACGCUGCAGAGGUCAGAGGUGACACAGACUUUGAUGUGGUGCUCUGCCAGUCUGAGCUGACGGAGCGAGCCCUGCAGCUCUGCCACCUCCUGCCUCCGGGCUUCAUGCCACCCUGUCAGUCAUCCCAGAGUUUUGCUCAGGACGCCAUUGACAGUCUGGUACGCUGUGGCAUCCUGAUCAUGGAAGAAAUUCCCAGAGAUGUUCCCAUCUGUGACUUCUGGAAGAAAGAGGGCACUAUGACCUGGACCACCUCUGACGACCCUUAUCACAGCGACUCUGACUGUGAUGAGCAGGACCUGCGCUCCUACAAGAUAAGUCAGCCAAGCCUCUGUCCAGAAAUGCUCUUCUUCCUCUGCAGUAUGCUAGCUGGACAUCUGAGGGCACUGUGUUGGACCACAACAGGACUGGACCUCAUAGACUCACCUCUGCCUGAAACAGAAUUUGUGGCUCAGAUACACUCUCAUCUGUGUGACACGGCAAAGAAGAAGAAACAGCACUAUGAGAGCUGCUCAGAGGAGGCUGUACACACUGCAGUUAGAACACUAAUAGACCUGGGGGUUCUUUCGGAGGAGCAUCAGAAGGACGGCGUCUUCCUGGGCGUCAGUCCUUUGUUCCAGUCGACAGAGAACAGGCAGAAACUGCAGCUCUUCAUCAAACAGUACCUCUACAACUAAAGUGCCUAACUGAGCAGCCGGACUCGAGGCCUCAACAUGACUCUUUGUGUUAGAGUCUGACCUCAUCCUGUGUUAGUAUCAGAGAAACUUAUGUUUAGUGUUACAAGGAAGGCAGAUCUGCACCGAGCCGGGACGCCCGAGCCUUUAGGUUAAUUGCAUUUUGAUUUGUCAGAGAUGAGACAUUGAUUUUGAGUUUAUCUUUAGUAAUGGCAUUAGCAUAAAGCCACAGGAGACGGGGAUUAGGAAGUCCCUGUAAUCAGAUGUGAGGACUCGAAGGAUGAUGGUGCUUAGCACAGCUUGUGUUUCAUGUUUACGUUGUAAUUAAGGCUGCUGACGUUGUGUUUGUUACAUGUGGAGAAUGUUUUGGUUCUUGUUUUUCGUAGUGUUUGACAGAUGGAUCCUUAAAAAUAAAUCAGUAUUUCCUCAUAAAUUCAACACUUGAGAGAAGGUGAGUUUCUCGUACUUGAGGUGAAGCAUUUUAGAGGAAAACAUUCAAUUCCCCUUCCUGGAGAUCACAUUUGUUCCAGGCAGCUCAUCCUUGUGAGUGGCUCCUCUCCUGCAUGCAGAUCUCUGUGUGCUGACUCAAACCUCUGGAGUGGGUCUAUUCCACAUCGACCUUUUGACUCCAAGACACAGAUACAAAUCGAUAACUCUCUUUGAACAGGGCAUGGCUUCCUCUGGCAGGUGUUAAUGAUUUUGAGUUCACAGCCAAUAGUUUGUACAGUGAAGAAUCUCAGUGGCCGUGAAACAGAGCACAAAGGCUGUGAAUCUCUACUGCCACCCAGUGUUGAAUCGUGUAUGUACAUUCAACGUCUCGAUUCAUUUAUCUGUACGUAUAUACAUUCAGGUUAGUUUGAUUGUACGAACAGGGUUAUAUUGUUUUGUGGUGCUGUUGAACUACUUCUGCAUUAUAUUGAAACGUGUUUCUGAUAUUUUGUUCUGUUUGUAUCAGUGACGGUGAAUAAACAGUUUAGUCUCCUCUCAUUCUGAAGCAGUACAGUUGAAUAGCACCUCAAAUUAGAC